This is a messenger RNA of Colletotrichum siamense, 1470 nucleotides long. It is a transcript of the gene sol4, whose product is annotated as putative transcription factor sol4. Gene Ontology annotation, molecular function: DNA binding; zinc ion binding. NCBI's taxonomy places the organism in Eukaryota, Fungi, Ascomycota, Sordariomycetes, Glomerellales, Glomerellaceae. Gene Ontology annotation, biological process: DNA-templated transcription. The record is from RefSeq and is a predicted model, not a curated record. The coding region runs from base 1 to 1470 and encodes 489 amino acids. Gene Ontology annotation, cellular component: nucleus. The transcript is spliced from 3 exons.
AUGCCCGAUCGUCAGAUUCUUGACUUUCUCGUGCAAUACUAUGUGAUGGAAAUCCACUGGAUGGAACAACUUGUGCACCCACCUUGGUUCUUGGCACAGUACCAAGUAUGGUGGAACUCAGAACGACCGUCAUCAACACUUGACGUCGAGUUCGCAGUGCUGCUCCUGAGGAUGUGUUCUCACGCUUUGCAGUUUCUCCCCUCGCCGUCUUACACUAUCGAUAAGAUCAGAGGCAUGUCCCUGACGGACAUUCGGGACUUACUCAAUGAUGUCGCCGACAAGCUUACAGCAAUCUGCAUUCGACUCGACGGGAAGGGCUCUCUUCUACGCGUGCAGCAUCUGCUCUUUUUGGGAUUACGGUACCAGUGCGAAGGGCGAAAUAGGAUGUUUUGGGAAGCGUUUGGCGACGCGGUUCGAGUCGCACACAGAAUUGGACUUGAUAGAAAGCCUGUGGCAACAAUCAUGGGAAUGAAUGAGUUAGACAAGGAAAUGCGUCGCAGGGUGUACUGCAACCUUUUCAUAUGGGACAGCCUUUUCUCGAGACAACUUGACGUGUCCCCUUUCUUGCCCUCGGGUUUGACCGACGAAAACCUUCCACGGAUGCACCUCGGUCCAAAUGUUGACGACGCCGACGCCCCUGAAGAGUUCUCAGAACGUUUGAUCCAAGCCCGUCUGGCGUCUUUUUGGAGAGACUUCUUGCCGAGGCGAGAGUAUGACGCGACCGUGGCCGAAGCAACAUACGAGAAGUUUUGCAACGGAUUUCUCACAACUUUGCCACCGGCCUUCGCUCUGGACUCCAGCACACAAUGGGACGAGCGUCUUCCUAUGCUGCCUCUACAAAGGCAAAACCUGCAUACCACCAUUUUCGAGUCGCUCUGCUGCAACUUUCGUCCAGUACUGCUUCAGAACCCAGCCUGCCUAAAUAGGCUUCCCGUAUACAAGCGAGUUCUUCUAUCGUGUCAGAGAAGGGCUCUGGCCGUGGCAGCAUUGAGAGUACUGGAAAGCGUCUCUAAGUUGCACACCAUACUAGGCGGCUGCCACACACGGUUCGUGGGCAUCAUCUUCCCAACAUUUGAAGCUGCCGUUCUGCUUGUCGGCCUCUGUACGGAUAUCGGCUUUCCGGGCAAGAGCGAGGAUGGCCCUCUCACCACGCUCAGGAUAGAUCCUCUCGGGCCUGGGAAGGCUCACGUAUCUCGGGACCAAUGCUUGCGCGCUGUUGACGACGCGCUUGCACGUCUGCGAAUGCUUGCGGAAGUGAGCAAUAUGGCUCAGGUAGGAGCUCAAACCCUGACUGAACUUCUCAGUAAGAUGCCAAGACAGCAGACGCCAGACAUGGAAACCAUACCUGCAUGGAUCAACCAAAUGCUCGAGCUGGGCGUCGAGGAGGCUGUAGGGCAGUGCGAUUUCAAAGACAUCCCUAACAGCGAGUGUGGCUCGUGGAUACAGCAGGUUUCAGAAGAGCUUAUAUAG